AUGGCGGAAAAAUCGAGAUUCGAAUCAGGAUCGUCUAUCUGCGAAAAAGGGACGUUUCCAGAAAGGGUGGAGCAAAGAGCCGUGCUUAAAUUUUGUGUCGAUAUCGGGAAAACGCCAACAGAGACCCAUAAAUUCCUUAAACAGUCUGGAAAACAUUGUAAAGUGAGCCGUUCUUUAGUGUUCAAGUGGCAUAAAAGAUUUUCGGAUGGAAGGGACAGCUUACAUGAUGACACACGUGAAGGAAGACCAUCUUUCCGAGAUUGUAAUGCAGUAAAAGAGGAAGUUCGUGACGUGAUUGACAGUGAUCGGCGACUUACGGUUCGGGAAAUUGCAGGAAAGUGUGGGAUUUCAAAGACUACGGUACAUGAAAUUUUAUCUGGUGAUCUGAAUAUGAGUCGUGUUUGUGCUCGAUGGGUGCCGAGAAUUCUGACAACUGAAAAUUUGGCGAGGAGAGUCCUGCGGAGAGAUUUGGUACACGCACUUAGAAAGAAACGCCCAUAUCUAGCAGCCAACCUAGAUCAAGUGAUACUUCACCAAGAUAAUGCUCCAGCACAUAUCUCUCGACAACUCAAUUAG
Molecule: messenger RNA, 576 nt
Organism: Saccostrea cuccullata (small rock oyster)
Lineage: Eukaryota; Metazoa; Mollusca; Bivalvia; Ostreida; Ostreidae
Product: protein GVQW3-like
Exons: 2
Coding region: 1-576 (191 amino acids)
Molecular function (GO): nucleic acid binding
Source: RefSeq, a predicted model, not a curated record